AUGGGAGACAUAAGAGAAGCAGACCUACUCCUUGCAGACGAGGAGUCGCUGUCCAAGCUAGAUGAACACAGAGGUUGGAAGCCACGAUGGCUUGUCACCCUGAUUUCCACAGCAGCGGUGGCGCUAUUCGUGGUAGUGGCAACCGUACGCGGCACGACCGGUAAAGGCAAGCCAGAAAUGCUCUGUGCGGCACGGAACUGUUACUCGGCCUCGGAAGGACGCUUAGCCUUCCCACAGCUGUCGGAGUCGGACAUCCCAGAAGGGUCCUGCUCUAGACCUUCAACUUUCUGCAGUCGGGAUGAUGACCACAUCGAGUACCAUGAUUGUGACGGCGAUGAGGUUUUAGAUCCAUUCUGCAACAGCGCGGAGAAACUGAAAUUUGGCUUCCUGAGCUCUGCCAAUGGUUGCCGAAAUAAUUGGCCAAACGGCUUGUGCCAGAAUCAGGAUGAGCCGAGUUACAUUGCGAGCUUGCGUGCAGUCCCUAGUCCAUCAAAUGAGAUCACCAUCAUUCACUUCAAUGAUGUGUACCAAUUAGCCGGUGUGUUUGAACAUGGCAUUCGCAAGGGGGGCAUGUCUCGAGCUGCCUACGUCAUCGAACAGGCACGGAAACGGAAUCCUGAGCGGACCUUCGUCGUCUUCGCGGGCGACCUGCUUUCCCCUUCGGUCCUGAGUGACCUUUUCGAAGGGGAGCAGAUGGUCGACAUCCUGAACUUCCUCAAUCUUACUGCUGCCUCCUUGGGCAAUCACGAGUUCGAUUUCGGCGUCGAAACGCUCAGGAAACGGAUUCAGGAGUCCAGGUUCGUGUGGUUAAAUACCAACCUGCUGGAUGAAGCCGGCGCUUUGUUUCCAGGAACCCAGCACCACAAGAUCAUAGACAUCCCUUUCUCACCACGCUGGUCGGAGGGCGGUGACGUGAAGACCACUCGCGUUUGCCUGUUUGGUGUGGCUUACGAUGUGCGAGAGACAAUGUUCAAGGACAGACACAGGGUGAAUUAUGUAGAUGCGCUGGCCGCAGCUCAGAAGGAGGCCAAGAUUCUUCGAGAUGAGCACCAGUGCAAAGUCGUCUUGGCUUUGACUCACCAGUUCGCCUCGGAGGAUUGCAAGCUAUCCAAGGCGCUGGGGAAAAGCGUUGAUCUGAUCUUGGGUGGGCACGACCAUAGCACGGAGCUCAAGACAGUGUGCGGGCAUGCACCUUACGUGAAGGCAGAUUCGGACCUGAAGACGCAGUGGAAGAUGAAGCUGCUGCUAACUGACGAAGGUACGGUGGACUCCGUUGAAGGUGAGCUGAUAACGCUUACAGACUUCGACCCAUUCUCGGUUGGUGUGCACAACAAGGUGGUUCACUGGGAGGAGAGAGGCAGUGCUGAGCUGGCCAAGAAAAUCGGCUGUUCAAGCGCCCCACUCGAUGCAGUUACUCGACACGUGCGUCAGAGAGAGACGAAUGCUGGAGACUUUGUGGCUGAUGCCGUCAAGAACAUGCACAGGACACAGGUGGCCCUCAUCAACGGCGGCACCAUCCGAGGAGACAAGGUCUUCGCAGCUGGCGAUCUUUCGAAAGAGAUCGUCACGGAGUUGCAUCCGUUUGGGAACGGCAUCGUCAAGAUCUAUGCAACCGGGGCAGAGAUCAAGAACUACAUCGAUGAUUCGUUGAAGUGCUACGAUACUUUUUGCGGCAACUUCGUGAACCCUGCGGGUUUGCGGUACACGUUUGAUCCUGCAGCGCAACACGGACAGAGGGUCAAAAGCCUGACUUUCGAUGAUGGCCGGCCAAUCCCGGAUGAUGCCAGUCUCACGGUGGCGCUCACUGACUUUAUGCUUUCGACAUCCGCUCUGUCGUCGAAUCGUUUCUACAAUAUGGUCACGGUGAAUGAUGCAGUUCCCCUCGUGCAGGCACUGUUCGCGGCAGCCGCGAAUGUGGCCAACUUCAGCGUGGCAGUUUUUCCCGAAGUCCAGCAUUUGCAUGGCAUCGUUCACGACAAGUGGCCUUUCCGUCUUGACAUUGACACAGAAUAUCAGGACUGGAUCCUCGUGGCGGUUUGCACGCUUGUAUCCUGUAUAUGGUGCUUACCCUGCAUCUGUGGACGCCUGAAUUAUCGAGCCAGCCGGAGCUUCUCCAGCUUUGUCUACACUCGCCUCCACGUCUACUUCUGCGUGGCGACCUACUUGAAUGUGUUUAUCCUGGUUUUCACCAUAGGUGUGUUGCCAGAUUGGACAGUGAAUCAGUUUUGCGUGUACUUCGUGGGCUUCGUUGAUUGGGUCUUGAUCCAUACGGCGAAGCUGAUCACCUCGUUAUCUAUCCUGUUCGCAUUCUACGUGGUCUUCCGAUUCCGGAACAAGAUAGCUAUAGCUACUGGCUUAGAGCACAUCACGCUUAUUCGCUUCAAUUGGAGGGAUCUGUUCGGCCUCCGCUCUCGUCAGAGGCCCAUCGAGGUUUUCAUUUGGAAGGUCGAGGGGCUGCAGAGUGCAUCCUCCAAGUUCACGAAGCCUAACGAUCUCUUCGUCGAGUGUCAUAUGGGAUACAACGAGCCCAUGCGGACCCGCGUUCACAACAACGCCGGCAGUGAAGCUGUGAUAAGGGAGUCCUUUCAGCUGAACAUAGAUGAGAACUCGCCGGACACGUUGAUGACGCUUCUGGCAAAGGACCAGUCGUUGCUCACCAACUCCGAGAUUGCUCGGUUGACGCUCUCCACUAGAGAGCUGUGUGGCAUUGAGGAUCAGACCGGCAAACGUCGAAGCACGUUUUCCUACGACGAGGAUUCCUUCCUGGAGCUCAGUCUGAAUCCAUCCGGGAAGAUUUGGAUUGCAGUCGCUCCUGUCGACGAGGCAGCAGAGGAGGAAAGAUCACUUUUGCUGCAAGAGGAUUCGUUACUGCCCUGUUGA
This is a messenger RNA of Symbiodinium necroappetens, 2880 nucleotides long. The record is from the annotation of a GenBank genome assembly. NCBI's taxonomy places the organism in Eukaryota, Dinophyceae, Suessiales, Symbiodiniaceae.